This is a messenger RNA of Callorhinchus milii (elephant shark), 826 nucleotides long. RefSeq names its product zinc-binding protein A33-like. The transcript has a single exon. The annotation marks the transcript as partial. Lineage: Eukaryota; Metazoa; Chordata; Chondrichthyes; Chimaeriformes; Callorhinchidae. The record is from RefSeq and is a predicted model, not a curated record. Gene Ontology annotation, molecular function: protein binding.
UGGAUCCUGACACAGCUCAUCCUGUCUGAGGACCUGACCAGCGUAAGACUCGGAGACACACGGCAGCAGCUCCCUGACUCCCCGAAGAGGUUUAGUAAAUAUCUCAUAGUCCUGGGGUCUGAGGGCUUCACAUCAGGGAGACAUUACUGGGAGGUGCAGGUGGCCAACAAGAGAAAGUGGGAUGUGGGAUUGGCCCGAGUGUCUGUCAACAGGAAGGGAAAGAUCACAGUGUCACCAGAGAACGGAUUCUGGGCUGUGACACUGAGAAACGGGGAUGAAUAUGAAGCUUGUACCUCACCUCCCACCCGCCUGUCCCUGAGAGAGAGACCCGGGAAGCUGGGAGUGUUCCUGGACUAUGAGGGGGGAGAGGUGACAUUUUACAACGCUGAUAACAUGUCUCAUCUCCACACUUUCACCCAGACUUUCACUGAGAAACUUUAUCCGUACUUCUGUCCCUGUAAUAGCGACGGCGGCAAAAACUCUGAGCCUCUGAGUAUCUGUCGGGUGACCGAUUAAUGAGGCGGAAAUCCUCAGCCACGAGCUGUGUUUGGCUGUGAUGGCCACGAGGCUGAACCUUUUAUAAUCUGUGUCCUUAUACAAUAAAGCUUGUGGUUUAUAUGACACCUUUCACACUGGGACCGCGGCUCAAUCCUUUCUCGGAAUCGGCUGUGAAGCGACGGUUGUGUUUGUGAGCGAAUAUAGAGCUAAUUUGCACAGAGAAAAGUCUAAAGUAAAUCAUCUGUGACACAACGACCAUCAGGCUGGAGUUUUCAGCUCCUGAUCUCGACAAUAAUAAUCCCCAUAUUGCACACAGCUCCUCAUCAAU